UGGGGCAACACCAGCUCCCUGUCUUGUAGCUGGGGCUUCAGAGAACUGCGCCGAUGUGAGAUCCAACACAAGGGGACAUGUCUGGCGCUCAGGGACUUCUCAACAGCGUCUUCUCCUGCUCCUCUCCUGCCUCCAAAGCCAUGACCAAACGGAGGCUCCGCCAGACCCGCAGCCUCGACCCCGCGAUUAUAAGACACUGUGGCACCGGCACGGAGGGCGCGGGUGGAGCACCGGUCUCCAGGGCGGCGCCUGAGGACGCAGGUGCGUCUCCGGGGAAACCCACUUUACGCACGAUGAUUCCGACGCUGAGGGAGCCGAUAACCCCGUCCCUCUCUUCCCCGUCCAUCCCCCUGGACGUCUCCCCUUCGUCCAACUUCCACUUUGACUAUGAAACGGUAAAGCGGGCCAAAAGGAAUACCGCCGGGGAUUUACCGUACCUGGUGCGGGGACCCGGUGCCGCGCCGGGCGGGAGCACGGGCGCGCUGUUCUCCCCGCGGAGGUGGCUCCAGAGGAAGGUGCAGCCGACCAGCUCUCACGCGUACGUGGUGUGGAAAUCAGAGGGAGAUUACACCUGGAGCAGCCUGUCGGGGCGGAGCGUGCGCUUGAUGCCGGUUUCCAUCCAGAGCUUGUCAGAGCUGGAGAGGACGAGGCUGCAGGAAGUGGCGUACACCCGUUUGCACCAGGACUAUGACCUGGGAUGUCAGAUCACCAUGCCGAAAGAUGGACAGAAGAGGAAAAAGUCCCUGAGGAGGAAGUUGGACUCGCUAGCGAAAGAGAAGAGUAAAGACAAAGAAAGCAUACCCCAGGCUUUCAGCAUACCGCUCUCGCAGGUCAUCGCCAAUGACAGAACCCACCGGCAGCGUCAGGAUGGUUAUCGCCAGGACCCCCCACAGCGUGAGGAGCACAAGGACUCCUCCGACCUGGUCUCAUCCAUUUUACAGUUUGCCACCAAGCGGCCAUCCAAUAGGGAGCUAUCAAGCAGUAACUCCUCACUGAGCUCUACAUCAGAGACAGCCAAUGAGUCCACGUCACCCAACACCCCGGAAGUUGCACCACGAGCACGCAGGAGGGGAGCCAUGUCGGUGGACUCCAUCACCGACCUGGACGACAACCAGUCGCGCCUGCUGGAAGCCUUGCAGCUCUCUCUGCCCACAGAGAUGCAGAGUAAGAAGGAGAAGCACCGGGACAAGAGGCUGAGCCUUAAUCCCAUCUACCGCCAGGUGCCCCGGGUGGUCGACAGCUGCUGUCAGCACAUUGAGAAAUAUGGUUUGCAGACGGUGGGGAUCUUUCGAGUGGGCAGCUCCAAGAAAAGAGUUCGACAGCUGCGGGAGGAGUUUGACCGUGGUAUUGACGUCCAGCUGGAUGAGGAGCACAGCGUUCACGAUGUGGCUGCUCUGCUGAAGGAGUUCCUCAGGGACAUGCCCGACCCUCUCCUCACCAAGGAGCUCUACACGGCCUUCAUCAACACCACGUUGUUGGACCCGGAUGACCAGCAGCAUGUCGCUCAGCUACUGGUCUACCUGCUCCCAGCAUGCAACAGUGACACGUUCCAUCGCCUGAUUGACUUUCUGUCGACUGUGGCGGCUCACGCCCACGACCGGCAGGACAAAGAUGCUCAGGAGAUCACAGGCAACAAGAUGACGUCUCUGAACCUGGCCACCAUCUUUGGCCCGAACCUGCUCCACAAGCAGAAGAACUCAGACAAGGAGUUCAGCGUCCAGAGCUCGGCCCGAGCGGAGGAGAGCACGGCCGUCAUCGCUGUGCUGCAGAGGAUGAUCGCCAGCUACCACACCCUCUUCAUGGUGCCUCCAGAUCUGCAAAACGAGGUACUGAUGAGUCUAUUGGAGACAGAUCCAGACGUGGUGGACUACCUUUUGAGAAGAAAAGCAUCACAGAGUCCCGAUCUGUUGCCGUCGGAGGAGCCCUUCACCCUGAGCGAGCGCCGCUCCUCCAGCGACUCCAACAAGGCGUACAGCGGGGAGGUGUCCCCUUACGACAACAACUCCCCGGUCCUGAGCGAGCGGAGGGGAGAACCGGGGAGCCCGGGCAGCGACAAGCACUUCCGUGUCCCAGAGCAGUACACGGUGGUGGGGCAGGUGGCUGGAUGGAGCAGGGAGCCGGGAGCACAUGACCCUUGGGCCACCAAAGACACUAUAUCGGAGGAGGUGGUUAACAUUUGGGGGACGUGGCACAGCACUCUGAAGCCAACACUCAAGGACCAGUCGUUCACAGGUUCCCACGGCAACAUGUCGGAGGGAAGCUCCCGCAGCUCACAGGAAGGUCUCGACGGACUCCAUGGCGAUGGCAGGCAUCAGGCCUCGGUACAGCGGACUCUGAUGGCGCCCGGCAUCACAGAGUGCCGACCCCACCCUCCGGUCACCAGAGUGUGCAGCAGCCCUCACAACGAGACGGGGCGACCACGCCUGCAGCUCAACAUCACCCCCCCGCGGGCGAGUGGACUCAAAAUUAACCUCGCCUCCAAACUUCAAGACAGGGCGAACACUGGCGACAGCGGCCCGGCCGUGCUUAACGACGGCCGCUCUCCGCCCGCCUAUAAAGCCCACAACCAACUGGCUGGUUCUCAAAGCUCGCCUCUGCUCGCCGCCGCUCAGCGCCCCCCCCUUCAGCACGGGAGGUCGAUCGCGGCGCCGAGCAACGCGGCGUCGCCGACCGAGGCCCAGAUGGUGCCACAGAGCCCGGAGUGGCAGGACUGGCAGAGGGACCGGUGGCAGAUCUGGCAACUGCUGUCCUCAGACAAUGCUGACACACUGCCUGAAACGCUUGUGUGAUCGCCGGCCAUGAGGUCACCAACCGGUGGCGUCAUCCCACCCCUCACUCCAUCCAUCCACACAUGGAUUCCAUCCUUCAUGAACCGUCUGUGCUUCUCCUGCAUCUUGGCGCCAUGGCGUUGUUGUUUACGUGUGCAGCUGCUGCCUUAUACAGACUUGUACAUUUGAAAGCCACUUGUAUUUCUUGUUUCGUGUGGAUGUUGAAUCGUUGCUCCCGUUGCCCACGUGUCUGUUUUGUCCAUAAUGACUAAUGACGUGGGAGCAUUGUAACGUGCCCAUCAGAAAUACCUCAACAAAAAAACAAACUUCUCCUUCACACCUCUUCAGAAUGUCACAUUCGUCCACAUCUGCUUCUCUGACAACGUUCAGUCUUCAUAUCUCAAUUCAGAACGAUAGGAGGCGUUUUCUGAUUUCAUAAUUUUGACAUUUUGUUUCAUUCUCACAAUAAGAUCAAAAACGUAUUGACAAUUGCUGCUAAAUGUAGACGUUUGUAGUUCAGCCACAUCAGUGUCUAAAGAGAUCAAAUGUUGAAUUGUGUUUCCUGUGUCGCAGAUUGUUUGUGUAUAACCAAACUGCCGACGGACACUUAUACGACAUCUAUGUAAAUUGUCAUGUAAAGUAUACAAUUUGUAAAUCUACCUUGACGUAAGUUGGCCCUUUAACAGUCAGUCUAAAUGUUGGUGUUUUACUCAGACUGCUGUUUCUGUCUUUAAUUAACACUGAAUGUAAAACGCUUCACUUGUGUCAAAAUGCUUGGACCUAAUUAUAAAGCACUCGGCUGUAAGUUUGCUUAUGUGCUUCUGCCACCUGCUGCACGGGAGGAACAAUGCACACACUUAUUUCGAGAUGCUCAAACACAACACAACAGUAAUAUGUGACUGACACUGACUGAUCCGUCUUGUUAUACCUCUAAUGUUCGACUGAAUAUUAAACCGGGUGUGGACGUAUCACCUGAAUAACAUAAAAAAAUCGUAAAAAUAUCUAAUCCAGCUGUUGUACUGACUGAUUAUAACAAAAUAUCCAAAUCAACCCACAUCAAUCUGUCUAAAUCCUCUCAGAUGUCACAGUUUAGUGGGUAUUUGCUGGCGAAUAUUUCACAUGUUUUCAAGCUUUAUUUGCUCACAUGAAGCAAUGUCAGCCUUAAACCUGGAGACGAUGUAUUCAAUUUCACCUUCUCUAGUGUUUUUUCCGCAUUUGUUCUCUCCAUCUCAAGGAGACAGUGGAAGAAAAGAGUCUAACCAAGUGGAACGAUUAUUUUGGAAGGGGUUGUGGCGCCAUCUUAUGACCGGCCACUUGAGACAGCGUGCGUCCCACAGUUCAGCGUUUCCACGGCGUCCGUCCGCACUCGAUUUAGAACCAGAGCUUGUGAUCAUAAGCACCUUUGUGAAAAUGUAAAAAAUCUGCGUGAGGAAAAAUAAAUGUGCCAUAAGUCUCACUCUUAACCGUUUCCCCAUGCAUCCCUCCAGGUUCAUUUUGUGAAUUUGUAUUACCUUGUUUCUGUUGAGUGUUGUAAUAUAUAAAUACAAUAUAACGCUUUUAUAUCAAAAAGGAAAAAGAAAUAAAAAAUAACCAAUAAUCCGAAAGGUCCUAUCUCUGUCUCCAAAACCAGACCAUGUUUGACACCAAACUUAGUGUUAUGAUGUUUUUUUCUUUUUGAUAUAUUUGGUGGGGUCUACUGGGUCCAAGUUGUAAUGGAAUAUCUGGUAAUUGCUUUUGUACUGUGUGUCAUCAUCAAUAUGCUACUAUGGAAUUAAAUAUGGUAAAGUGUA
Molecule: messenger RNA, 4558 nt
Organism: Limanda limanda (common dab)
Lineage: Eukaryota; Metazoa; Chordata; Actinopteri; Pleuronectiformes; Pleuronectidae
Product: rho GTPase-activating protein 6-like
Exons: 14
Coding region: 78-2789 (903 amino acids)
Biological process (GO): signal transduction
Source: RefSeq, a predicted model, not a curated record